AUGUCUCUGAUAAACGUUCUGCAGCCGCAUCCAGAAGACCGUUUACACCUGCGCCUCCACCGCGCCCGCUCUGUUAUCUUGACUGCGCAAGAACUCGUCGAAAUUCGUGCCGCGCAACGAACGUUUGAGGGGGCGUACGUCCGCACGGCAAUCGGGCAAUUCUCCUUUGCACUCGUGGUCCUCAAAAUCUUCACUGCCGAAUUCUACAGCAUCGGCGCCCUGUUUGCUACAUAUGGAGUGGGGAUCAUGCUCGUGAGUUUGUAUCGGAGGUACGAAGGGAACAGACAGUUUUUCAGUGAAGUGGGGGAGGAUGGCAUGGGCAGGAAGAAGUUUAGGACGAGUGGGAAUGCGGUUGUGGUUUUGACUGCGUUGAGUUUUGGGGCGUAUGUUAGCUUGCUGGUGCUUACUAUGAGGCUUGGUGAUUGA
Hyaloscypha bicolor E is the source of this 426-nucleotide messenger RNA. RefSeq lists its product as uncharacterized. The coding region runs from base 1 to 426 and encodes 141 amino acids. The record is from RefSeq and is a predicted model, not a curated record. The transcript has 2 exons. Lineage: Eukaryota; Fungi; Ascomycota; Leotiomycetes; Helotiales; Hyaloscyphaceae.